CGUACAGUGGAAGCGACGAUAUCAAUAGACAUUGUACAGUAUUGUACACCAGAACAGUAUUGUUUUAUUACUCGUCACUUUAAUUUCACGUUUCAUGUAUUUUAGGACUGUUGGCAGAUCAAUUUCCCUCCUGGGAUAAAUAAAGUUCCGUCAUAUCGUGUUUGUAUUCAUACUGCCACGGUAUGACCAUUUCUAAAACCGUCUCACAACCCCACAACAAGUGAAGAUACAACUGGUUCUGUACGAGUAGCCCCGCACACGAAAGUCAGGGUUUCUUUUACCUGUUCUUGAGAGUAAAUCCCAAUAUUUCGGGAAUACAUUUAAUUGUCAGCGUUUUCUUGCAAACUAUUUAGGGGUCACCUGCGCAUUAAACGCUGUGGUCUUAGAAUUAAUUCAAAGUUGUUUUACUUUAGAGGGCCACUCUUUUUCGAUAACUGUUCAACAGAGGGCAAUCAUAUAUUGUGUAAGAAGGUAGACACUGGGAUAACGUCGCGGGACAGACAGCAUCUCUAGAGAGAAGGAAUUAGAAUAUAUUGUUUAAUUUGUUUAUCUGGUGCUUUGGGUGAAAGCAUUUCAUACAAUUAAUUAAAUAGUGGCAACCUUUGAGAUUGGACUGGGGAGGAAAGGCAUUUUUUAAAAACUCCUGAUGGGGAUACGUGAAUUUCAAAGAGAGCCCGAAACACAAUGACAAAUGUCCUGGCGAAGUAUCCCGAAGCAAACCCGGAGGACGGGGGUGUGUAUUGGCCCAGUCCGAGAUUAAAAUGCAUAGGAAUCCCGUCUGUCCCUUUACGCUUUGAUGUCCAGCUGCCGGCAGCUCCAUUCAUUACACCUGAAAUCCACAUCGUUGGCGAGCAGCGGGGACGGCCGCGUCAUGCUCGGCUAUAAAGCAGGCACUUGCGGGCAGCUCGCUAACUCCAAGAGAGAUCUUGCUGCAAGCUGGACGGGUUCCGAGCACAAGAAGCAGGACUGACUGGGUGGAAAAUAAAGUUAACAUAAGCACGCGUUAAACAGAGAGAGGGAGAGAAGAAACGCAUGUACUCUGGGAUUAAAGCGCGCUGUGUUUGACAACAAGGACUCGAGUAAAGGACUUUAGUAAAACCAGCCAAGCCCACAGCGGAGGGCGACCUGCCUCAGUCCGAAGAAUUUCUGCCCCCCGGUUCGGCUUUUUGACUUCGGACAGUUUCACCAACUCGCCCCGAGGAAGGCAAGGUUAACGCCGCGAUGCCCUUCAAGCCUUGUUGAGCUUAAUGCAGCGUCUCACUGUGUUUACAAACUUUCUGUGUUAUUCCAGGUCUUGGCAGGAACGGGCGAGUUUGGCAGCUGGGUGACGGCGCUGGUUAUCUGGCUGUUUUUUUCGGUGGGGAAUGGGAUUGGAGAUGGUUGUUUGGAUUGGCUGCGGUAUCCUGGCGUUGCUCCAGUGGCGACUGUGCAGCGCAAUCCACUGGCUUGGCAUCGCGGUGAGCGGCGCAGCUUUGGGCUGGAACCAGACUCAACAUUGUAAAGUGGCGUCGUGUCUGGUGCCGGAUCAGAUGCAGCUCUGCCGGAGGAACCUGGAGCUCAUGCACAGCACAGUGUUCGCGGCCAAGCAGACGUGGCUAGUGUGCCAGAAUACCAUGGCCGACAUGAGGUGGAACUGCUCCUCCGUUCAUUUAGCGCCCCAUUUCAAUCCGGAUUUAAACCGAGGAACAAGGGAGUCAUCCUUUGUCUACGCCCUCUCCUCUGCUGCCCUCAGUCACUCUAUCGCCCAGUUCUGUGCCUCGGGGGAGUUGCCCACUUGCUCCUGUGGUGUGAUCCCAGCAGAGGUGUCGGGGCCUGACUUCAGGUGGGGCGGCUGUGGAGACAACCUCCGCUACGGACUGCAGCUGGGCUCGGUCUUUGCAGAUGCACCAAUGAAAGGAGGUAGGACUGGAACUCAGGCCAACAGGCUGAUGAACAUGCACAACAAUGAAGUCGGCAGACAGGUGUUGAUCGAUUCAUUGGAAACCAAAUGCAAGUGCCAUGGUGUUUCUGGUUCCUGUUCGGUGAAAACCUGCUGGAAGGGAUUACAGGGUCUACACAAAAUUGCUACGGAGCUGAAAGCCAAGUACCUGGCAGCCACCAGAGUGAUCCACCGUCAUGUCGGCACUAAGAAGCAGCUGGUGCCUAAAGAGCUGGACAUAAGGCCAGUGAGGGAGAGCGAGCUGAUAUACCUGGUGGGCUCACCUGACUACUGUACAGCGAAUGAAAAACAAGGCUCCUAUGGCACUCAAGAGAGACAAUGCAACAAAACGUCGCUAGGCAGUGACAGCUGUAACCUCAUGUGUUGUGGCCGGGGAUAUAAUGCAUACACAGAGACGAUUAUUGAGAGAUGCAGCUGCAAAUAUCACUGGUGCUGUUACGUAACAUGCAAAAAGUGUGAAAGGACUGCAGAGAGAUACGUGUGUAAGUAACUCCCAAGGAAUCUGCAGGACAAAAAGGCAUCAUAGCACUGCAAUAUCUGAGGACAUAAACAAUAGGGUAUGAUUUAAAAGCCUGGAGACUGGUUGCCAAAGUAAGACCAAUGUUCCUUGGAUACUACUGGGAAAACGAGUGGAAUUUAGAUUAAAAUAUCUAUUUUGAAAGAAAAGGAGUCAAAAUCAAGAAGUCAAGAGGAAGGACUCUUUGUGUAUGCCCUCUCCUCUUGCUAAUUAUCUUCAAAAGGUUGGCGAAUGGGCACAUCUUCAAUUGUCGCAAAGAUUCCUUUGUUCCUUUGCUGUGUUCGGCGAGCUGGUGGACAGCCUAAAGGCUUGUGAGCACGAGUGCCAGUUAUAACCGAGAAAGGAGAAUGGAAGUGAGAAACGAGCUGUGAUCAAUAAUGAUCGAUUGGUGAAGAAAGAGGAAGUGAUGAAUAAAAGCUCAGUCAAAAGAAGUGCCGCUUACUCUGGGAAACAUUAAAACAGGGCACACACCCUACAGCACGGAGACAAGCAAACGCUGCACUGGGACACAUCCGCACAAAAUCCCGACAGUGACAUUUUCAGUACAGCACAAGAGAUCCCAAAGAUACAGCACACUCUCCAUCUUGUUGGGAAUAUAAUUUGAAGACUGAUAAAAUAUGUUAAAUUCCAAUGUGUUGGAGCCAACUACAGUGUAUAAUAAAUGUGCCAGCCUACCACUUGAUAAAGGACAUGGUUGUAAUGUUGUAAAGCUUCCAGUGUUCUGUCAGUUCUUAUUUAUAGAUGUGAUUUUUGUGGGGGGUGGGGGUGAGGUGGGAGAGAGCAUGUUUUUCACAUAGACUGAAGCAGCCAGUUUUGGUGAAGAUAUUGUUAAUAUUCUCACAGGGAAAGGUAGUUUUGCCAUAUUAACAGUUUCAGGAUUGUUGCAGCCAAAACAUCCCUCCACUCUGUGUUUUUGUAAUGUCUGCUUAUUUAUUUUGCUAAAUAAAGCAUUUUAAAAAGUUCUGUGAAAUAUUUGAACGAAUGGGAUUGUUAAUUUAUGGGGGGAAUUUUCUUGAAUAAAUUCCUAAGCAUCCAUCCAAAUUUAUUCUUGUAUCUCCGCCCCUGCUGUGUCUCAGGACUCCUGUAAAUUAGUGCCACGGAACCUCCAGUCGAUACAAACUGCACAAAUACAAAGAAAGGAUGAAAAA
Messenger RNA from Leucoraja erinaceus (little skate), 3604 nucleotides. Its product is annotated as protein Wnt-11b-like. Lineage: Eukaryota; Metazoa; Chordata; Chondrichthyes; Rajiformes; Rajidae. Gene Ontology annotation, cellular component: extracellular region. Bases 1365 to 2429 code for a protein of 354 amino acids. The transcript is spliced from 5 exons. The record is from RefSeq and is a predicted model, not a curated record. Gene Ontology annotation, molecular function: frizzled binding; cytokine activity. Gene Ontology annotation, biological process: neuron differentiation; canonical Wnt signaling pathway; cell fate commitment.